GGUUGAGGCACUAGAGCACGGUCAUGUGAUCAUGCGCACUCGGCCCUGUUGUUGAGUUUGUUAUGACAAGUCGAGGCCUCGGACUAAAUUAGGAGUGAAGCCCCCCGUCUCUGUCCCGGGCGAAUCCGCUAUGGAGGGCAUGGACCUGGACCUGGAUCUGGACCAGGAGCUCAUGCAGAAAUUCAGCUGCAUGGGUACAACAGACAAAGAUAUCUUAAUAUCGGAGUUUCAGAGGCUGCUCGGCUUCCAGCUGAACCCCGCCGGAUGCGCCUUCUUCCUGGACAUGACCAACUGGAAUUUACAAGCAGCCAUCGGAGCGUACUAUGACUUUGAGAGUCCCAACAUCAGCGCGCCGUGCAUGUCCCUGGUGAGGGAUGUGACGAUUGGUGAGGGCGAGUCAGUUCCACCAGACACACCUUUCACAAAGACCUGGAGAGUACAGAACACAGGUGCAGAGUCAUGGCCUCCUGGGGUUUGUCUGAAGUACGUCGGAGGAGAUCAGUUCGGUCACGUAAACAUGGUGAUGGCGCGGUCUCUAGAGCCUCAGGAAAUGGCUGAUGUUAGUGUGCAGAUGCAGAGCCCUGCGUCUCCGGGCAUGUACCAGGGCCAGUGGAGAAUGUGCACAGCCACCGGACUUUACUUUGGAGAUGUCAUUUGGGUGAUCCUGAGCGUGGAGGUCGGAGGCCUCCUAGGCGUCACACAGCAGCUCUCCUCUUUUCAAGCAGAGUUCAACACCCAGCCUCACCGCAGCCUGGAAGGAGACUACAACCCCUUCGCCUCGCCAGAGAAGAGCAAGUGCCCCAACAGCAACAACAACAGCCUCCAUGACGCCAGCGGUCACAGGGUCGCAGGGGAACACUGGCAGGGAAGCCCCAACCAGAUGCAGCAAGAGCAGAAUGGACUUUCACACAACUCUGUGGAUCUAGUAGCAAACAGUCUACAAAGCAAUCUAUCAGUAGUCUCUUAUAACCAGGGUAUACAGGAGCCCUAUCCUUUUGGGCACUCUUAAAUCAUGGGACUUGUCACAGUGAAGCAGCACUAAAACCUCCAGAGUCUGUCACACCAAUAACAGAAAGAAGAGGCUUUUAUUGGUAGCUGGUAGGAGAGUGUGGAGAUUCAAAAAAACACUUUUAUGCAAAGUCCGGCUCCACUUUGAGAAAGCAGAUGCCAACGCUCCCGACGUGCAGCUCAACCAACAUCCCACAACAACCCACUGUAUGCACGUGUGAAUGCUAAGUUAAAAAAAUGAGUGCUAUGAUGAGUCUUUUGAGUGGUAACUUCUUUCUUUUCUUUUUUUUUUUAGUUGUCAGAGUGCAAAUGAAACAAUGAUGACAGGAGUGUGUGUGUAUUUGUGAAACCGUGUGUGUAUACGUGUGUGUGUGUGUGUGUGCAUUGUGCAACCUGAAAGAGAGACUUUGGAGGAAAAGCCAUUUAUUUUGCCAACUGAUUCUCCAGUUUCUGCUCUGACUCUUGGUAUAUCGAUCGGGUUUCUUUACCUGUUCCCUGUAACUAAAUCAAAUAAUCUAUGAAACAAACCAUUGGAUAUCAUUUUUUACUUUAUAUCUUAAUUUUUUAUACACUUUUUAAGAGAAGGGGAACAGUCACAAUCCUUCAGAAAUAUAGCUGAAGUUCAUUCAACAUGGCUUGUGCAUAAUCAGUGAUCAUCUCUAUGCUGUCACAGUUACUGCAAUUUUUAAAUGCAAUGCAAUUUUCUCCACUGGAGGGAGUCAGCCAUUACUCUAACAAACAGAAGAUCACCACUGAGAAACACAACUAUAGCUCCUAUGGUUUAUUCAAGUUUAGUCAUCAUUGUACAGAAACAUCUUUCUCCCAAAAACGAUAUAAUCUAGAGCCAACAAUUUUAUUAUGCCUUCUGUAGAUUAAAACACAAUGAAGGUUUUUUUCCUCACACAUGAAAUAGAGUCAUUGCUGGUACUUUGCAUAAACACAUCUAUAAAAUAUUAGACAAAUAUUAGCAGAAUAUUCUUUAUUAGGAAUAAUGCAGUAUUUGAGAUUUCCCCAGUUAUUGUCUGAGGCUAAGAUUUAGUUUUGUUUUACAUGCUUGCAUUAAAAUUAAAACACAGGAUUAAAGGUGCUAUUGAUAACAUUCAGCUACUACAUGUCGCAUUCUCCCUCCCCCGUUACACUCACUUCACACGAACUGGCAACUUGGUCGCUGACGACACAGAGAUACCAACGUUAUACUAUUUGCUCACAAGCCUCGUUAGAAGUGGGAACCAAACCUUAGAUAUCUUCCACCGAGAUAAACAAAACAUUCAUUUUGGACCCGUCAAAAUGUUGAUUUAUUCACAAUCAUAUGAUGUAUUUUAGGAAAAGCCACACUUUUAUUGGGCACUUUUCCAAAAGCUCUGUGGAUGUAUUAUUUUUCUUAAAAUAUUCGUCUACAUAAAAAUGUUAUCAAUAAGACCGUUAAUGCACACUAUGACAUUGAAUUCAAGCCAUAUGAAAGCAGUAAAAAACACAACUUCACAUUAUGAAAACAUAAAUGUUCUUCGUCACCUUGCUCUGACAUUUUAAAAGCUGUCUUGGAGUCGCUUUCAUCAUAUUAAGUUGAAUGUAUUAGAUGAAUGUAGAAGAGGAUCAUGUUUUUUGGAAACUAUAUUAAUUUUACCCAAAGAUUCAACAUUGUAUAUUUGCAUUGAACUGGCAGUUUUAUUAGUGUAAUUAUUGUUCUGAAUAUUCCUGUCUAUUGUUAAAAUGAUGCUUCGGCUAUUCCACAUCAGAUGAAUAUUCUCACUUAUCAUUGAUGACGUUCAUAAACACAUUUGAUCCUGUUUGAUCAUUUCAGAUGCAAACUGAACUGCACCAGUAAAAAUACAACGAAAUGACAGACUCGCAUUGUCUUGAAGAAUUGUUGCUGCAUAUUUACUUGCACUAACUGGCUGAUCUAUGCACUGAUUAAUGCGAACUUCAUGACCGGGCCUGUGUGUAUCUUUCACCUCGACAAGUACAGUUAAGUCCUGAAGGGUUUAUAGUCUGGGAUUUUAUCUCCUCAUCCACAGCCGGUGUGUUAGACCACCUCUGUCAGGUUAACAACCUUUCCAUUGAGGCACUAACUGUUAGCCCCGGGGGGUUACUGAGCUUUGACAACAUGACAAAACCAGCCAAUACUACUAUCUCUCUGCGACACCGCUGCAAAAUGUUAACGAUAAAUGUUUCACCCUGCCGUCAAAGGUAUUUGCUGUCAAUGCCAAUUCAUCGAGUGCGUUUUGUUGUUAGUGUAAUAUCUCUCUGAGGUCUCCGCUGGCCAGAUUGCAGAAUGAAUCAGUUGGCAUUAGACUCAUACAACAGCACAUUUAUGAGUGAGGAAGUGCAAACAGAUGAAAGCUUUUUUUCCCCUGUAUGUCUGAUGAAUGUUUGUAUGAUUAAAUUAUCACUGAAAACUUAA
Molecule: messenger RNA, 3409 nt
Organism: Sebastes umbrosus (honeycomb rockfish)
Lineage: Eukaryota; Metazoa; Chordata; Actinopteri; Perciformes; Sebastidae
Product: protein ILRUN-like
Exons: 5
Coding region: 131-1009 (292 amino acids)
Biological process (GO): macroautophagy
Cellular component (GO): phagophore assembly site
Molecular function (GO): ubiquitin binding
Source: RefSeq, a predicted model, not a curated record